AUGAUAAGAAGAAAUAGGAAAGAUGGCCAUCGCAAAAUCAAAAGAGCAGUUGAAGAAGAAGACUCAAUAAGCUCAUUACCAGAUGUGAUUCUCCAACAUAUCCUCUGCUUUAUUCCGACCAAGUUCGCCAUCAGAACUUCCCUCUUGUCCAAACGAUGGAGGCAUGUCUGGUGCGAUAUACCUCGUAUCUCCUUAGACGCUGAUAUCUGUCCCGGAAGAUGCCAGCCACUAGGGAGACCCAAAACGACGGCCGAUUCGAUAAACGAAACCCUAACUCGCUACACAGCUCCGAAGACCAAAGAUUUUUACCUCAAAUCCACCAUGAAGAAGAAUAUACCCCACAUCAACACGUGGAUCAAGGGUGCCAUGUCCCGCAACGUUGAGAAUCUGUCCCUAAAUUUUUUUAAGUUUAAAACUUCUAAGUAUACGUUUCCUGAUUCCUUCUACACCGAUUCUUUUCUCAAGGAACUCAAAGUUUCGAUAUUCUAUACUGAUAUGAUUCCCAGAGGCUCCGUGUCUUGGACAUCACUCAAGAAAUUUUCAUUGAGUUAUUGUAGACUCUCCGAUGAAUCCUUGGCUACGAUUCUAUCUGGUUGUCCUGUUCUCCAGAGCUUGACAUUGUAUUUCUGCAACGAACUGCGAGUUCUUGAUCUCAGCAAUUCAUCGAGUCUAAGAACAUUGCGAGUGGAUCGCAACUAUUCGGCUCCAACGCCAAUGCAGAUUGUGGCACCACAUAUCCAUUGUCUCAAGCUGAUGAACUCGCAGUUACCAUGUACUUUAGUUGAUGUCUCUUCCUUAGCUGAAGCUAAACUGGACUUCUGGUACGGCUCACUUCACGGUACCGAGGCUGAUUCUGUGCGAAAGAUGCAAGAACUGUUAGAAAAGUUGCAUAACGUCGAGAAGCUUACUCUUGGGGAAAAUUUUCUUCAGAUUUUAUCUCUUCCAAAGCUUCGUGGUUUACCUUUUCCGGUGUUCAACGUCCAAGCUUUGAAGCUUGAGACAUUUCUCUUUGAGUAUGUCAUUCCUCCUGGUAUAGAAAGACUGUUGCAAAACUCACAUUAUUUAAAGAGGUUAACACUACACGCAAGAACUUGCAAGAACGAAGUGGGCUUCCGUUGGAGCAAUUCCCGUCGGGAUGCAGAGUCAAAGCACGUGGCUACAUUUAUAGAACUUAUGUUUAAAAGCAUAAAGACAUUAGAGAAAAUGGUGGUACGGUUAAAAGAUUGUUACCUAGAAGCAAGAGGGUUUAAAGAGAUGGUUCAGACACUUCCUCACAACAACAACGACAAUGUCUCCAUUGUGUUCUCCGACACUAGAUAUAAGUGA
Molecule: messenger RNA, 1326 nt
Organism: Eutrema salsugineum
Lineage: Eukaryota; Viridiplantae; Streptophyta; Magnoliopsida; Brassicales; Brassicaceae
Product: putative F-box/LRR-repeat protein At3g18150
Exons: 5
Coding region: 1-1326 (441 amino acids)
Molecular function (GO): protein binding
Source: RefSeq, a predicted model, not a curated record